Tarenaya hassleriana is the source of this 2265-nucleotide messenger RNA. Its product is annotated as serine/threonine-protein kinase tricorner-like. Lineage: Eukaryota; Viridiplantae; Streptophyta; Magnoliopsida; Brassicales; Cleomaceae. The transcript has 15 exons. Bases 281 to 1927 code for a protein of 548 amino acids. Gene Ontology annotation, biological process: intracellular signal transduction; peptidyl-serine phosphorylation. The record is from RefSeq and is a predicted model, not a curated record. Gene Ontology annotation, molecular function: ATP binding; protein serine/threonine kinase activity.
AAAAAAACUGGGAAGAGAACCACAGAAGAACAGAUCGAACGGGCGAAAAAAAAAACAUACUAAAAAGAAAAAGCUUCGAGCUUUUCUUUCUUCUUUCUCUGCAAAAUUCUACCCAGAAAUCGAAGACCAAAGAGGAGAAAUUGGGGAAUCGAGUCGUCGAAUUCGAGGUUUUUCUUCCCCCCUUUUGGCGCUGUUUUCUCACCACAAAUUGCGGGUUCAAGGCACAAGUGAGGCUUAUACCGAGAUCUUCUGGUUUUGGAGCAAGUAGAAGGGUGAGAAAAUGGAAACUGCCAGAUCUUGGCUGAAUAAAUUAAAGUCUAAAGACAAGGUGAAAUCCUCGAAAAAGAAAGAAACGGCGAGUAAUGUAAAGGAGGGCUCGAAAGCAGCUGGUGAAGAAGCACUGUCAAGCGUAACUAAGCAGAAGGCUGCAGCUGCUAAACAGUAUAUCGAGAAUCAUUAUAAAAAACAAAUGCAGAGUCUGCAGGAAAGAAAGGAGCGGCGGAAUAUGCUAGAAAAGAAAUUAGCUGCUGCUGAUGUCUCUGAGGAGGAGCAGAACAACUUACGGAAGGAUUUGGAGAAGAAGGAAACGGAGUAUAUGCGUCGUCAAAGGCAUAAAAUGGGAGCUGAUGACUUUGAACCGUUGACAAUGAUUGGGAAAGGCGCAUUUGGAGAGGUUAGGAUCUGCAGGGAGAAGGCAACUAGCCAUGUAUAUGCAAUGAAGAAGCUGAAGAAAUCUGAGAUGCUCCGCAGAGGCCAGGUGGAACAUGUGAAAGCAGAGAGAAAUUUGCUUGCGGAGGUCGACAGUAAUUGCAUUGUCAAACUGUAUUGUUCUUUCCAAGACGAAGAAUACUUGUAUUUAAUCAUGGAGUAUCUCCCUGGUGGGGAUAUGAUGACAUUGCUAAUGAGGAAAGAUACACUUACUGAGGACGAGGCCAGGUUUUAUGUUGGAGAGACUGUCCUGGCUAUCGAGUCCAUUCAUAAGCACAACUAUAUCCACAGAGAUAUCAAGCCUGAUAAUCUGCUACUUGACAGAAAUGGACACAUGAAAUUGUCAGAUUUCGGAUUAUGUAAACCGUUAGACUGUAGUAAUCUCCAGGAAAAAGAUUUUUCGGUCACACACAAUCUUAGUGGGGCUCUCCAAAGCGAUGGUCGGCCUGCAGCACCAAGACGCACACAACAGGAACAGCUUCAGAAUUGGCAGAGAAAUAGAAGGAUGCUUGCUUACUCUACUGUUGGAACUCCUGAUUAUAUCGCCCCAGAAGUUUUGCUGAAGAAAGGAUAUGGCAUGGAAUGUGAUUGGUGGUCUCUCGGUGCCAUUAUGUAUGAAAUGCUUGUGGGCUAUCCUCCGUUUUAUUCAGAUGAUCCAAUGACAACGUGUCGGAAGAUAGUAAAUUGGAGAAACUAUUUGAAAUUCCCGGAGGAGGCUAGACUAUCACCGGAGGCCAAGGAUCUUAUCAGCAGACUUCUAUGCAAUGUUGAACAAAGGCUUGGAACAAAAGGAGCAGAUGAAAUUAAGACUCACCCGUGGUUCAGAGGCGUCGAAUGGGACAAACUGUAUCAAAUGAAAGCUGCCUUUAUUCCUCAAGUCAAUGAUGAGUUGGACACCCAGAAUUUUGAAAAAUUCGAAGAGACUGACAACCAAGUUCCGAAAUCAACAAAGUCAGGUCCAUGGAGAAAGAUGCUCUCAUCCAAAGACAUAAACUUUGUGGGUUAUACUUACAAGAAUGUUGAAAUCGUAAACGAUGACCAGUUACCAGGGAUCGCUGAGUUGAAGAAGAAGAGCACGAAGCCAAAGCGGCCUUCAAUCAAAUCCCUCUUUGAGGACGAAAAAGCCACCGCAACCAACCACCAUGGGAGCUUCAUGAACCUCUUGCCACCGCAGAUAGAAGAGGCAGAGAAAGAGGGUAAGUCCGGGUCAUCCGGCUGAACCCCUUCCUCUUCUUCUUCUUCGUGACCCGUUUUUUCUUUUUAACGAUUUGCACAGCCUAAACCCGACUUCGAAUUCUUCUUAUCUGUUUGUUUCGGUGAACGUCUUGUGUUCUCCACCAAAAAAAAAAAAAAACGAAUUCGACUGUUUGAAAGUAGAGAGUUUCAUCUUCAAAGGGGCAAAGGCCUCUCUGGUUUGAUUCUGUGGAUAGAGGAAGGAGGGUUUCUUUUUCAAGGGUUGUAACAUUUCACAUAGGAUGUUUGAUUCUUGUUUCUCUUGUUCAAAGGUUUAGUUGGAAAACAAACAAACAAAAAAAAGAGUAAAUAUUCCUUUUUUUA